AUGCCUGGGUAUCCACCGCAGCCAGGUAGCAGCUCACCCAAUCAGAUUUUCGAGGCCGCCACCAGGGGCUUAUCCAAAAGGCUAAAGGCCCAGGAAAGACACAAGACCCGUCUGUACUACCUCUUUUCCACCCUCUGCAACCUCCUCGCGAUACUCCAGCUCAUGGUCGGCGCAACAAUCACAGCGCUGGGCCCGUCAUCCGACAGCCAUAUGAUCGCCAUCACCAGCCUGGGCGCAGUGAACACCGUCGUUGCGGGCAUCCUUGCCCUCAUGAAGGGCCGUGGCCUCCCCCAGCGUCAUCAAAAGGAUCUGGUUGAGAUUCGAAAGGUCAAGACCUUUAUUAAACAGGUGGCGAUAAGACUUAAAUACGGCGGGCGGGAUCAGGAUACCGCGAAUGUUGCGACCCUAAUCGAGGAAGCCUUCGCCCGGUAUAAGACAAUGCAGGACGUAAUUGACAUUAAUCAGCCGGACUCGUAUCUUAACGGGCCGCAGUUGGAGAGGAGCAGCCUACUGCAGAGGGACCGCGGAGGUGACGAGGAAAUGGGCUUUCGACACAGGUGA
This is a messenger RNA of Aspergillus calidoustus, 561 nucleotides long. The record is from the annotation of a GenBank genome assembly. NCBI's taxonomy places the organism in Eukaryota, Fungi, Ascomycota, Eurotiomycetes, Eurotiales, Aspergillaceae.